Exophiala spinifera is the source of this 1650-nucleotide messenger RNA. RefSeq lists its product as uncharacterized. Gene Ontology annotation, cellular component: membrane. Gene Ontology annotation, molecular function: acyltransferase activity, transferring groups other than amino-acyl groups. Lineage: Eukaryota; Fungi; Ascomycota; Eurotiomycetes; Chaetothyriales; Herpotrichiellaceae. The record is from RefSeq and is a predicted model, not a curated record. The transcript has a single exon. Gene Ontology annotation, biological process: polysaccharide biosynthetic process. Bases 1 to 1650 code for a protein of 549 amino acids.
AUGGCUGUUCUGGGAUUCAAGGAUGAACUACCAGGGGAUGACGAGCGACACCUGUCCCAGCAGUACCCUUUAUUGAACGGCGAUCUUGACGAUGAUGAGUUUGGCCAGCAGGUUCCAAACAGCCGAAGGCGGAAUGUUGUUCUUGCCAAAGUGUCUGCGGUCCUUGCCUUCGUCCAAUCGUACCUACCACUACCACGAUCAAUUCCAGAAAGCCCGUCACCCACAGCAGAAAGCAAGGCCAUCUCGAUACUAUGGGCCGCCUGGGUAGCCGUCCGUCCCACCAUCCUCUCGCGCACAACGACUCGGAGUCGCAAAGUCCACCCAACAGCCUGGCUCGAUGGCCUCCGUGGCAUCGCAUGUUUCACUGUCGUCUUCUACCACAACUCCCUCCUACUGUACCCAGGCCACUGUGCAGCAUGGGUCAGUUCGGAUUCACACAUCUUCCGCCUUCCCAUCCUCCGCCUGCCCUGCACAGGUCCGGCGAUGGUGGACAUUUUCUUCGUGAUAUCUGGUUACGCACUGAGCUGUCGGCCAUUGUCACUCAUACGGACAUCCGACUUCACUCGAUUUUCCGAGUCUCUCUCCUCGGCGGUGUUCCGACGCGCCAUACGACUCUACGCCCCGGUCGUUUUCUUGACUUUCCUCAAUGCCAUGCUGAGCUACUACAAGCUCUUCGACCCUGCGGGCGCAGACCACGUCCCGUACGACAGCACCAUGACUAGGACCUUGUGGCACUGGCUAGACGACCUGUUGACGGGUUUGAACCCCCUCAACCUCGACAGAUACCACUCCUGGAAUAUCAAGGGCCUACGAUACGCCAUCGGCAUGUGGACCAUCCCCUUUGAGUAUCGCGGGUCUAUCAUCGUGUUCGUGGUGCUACUGGCGCUCGGCAGAACCCGCCCAGCACUACGAUUCUGCAUCCUGACGUCCCUCGUACUCUUCUGUCUCGCCCAAGGACAGUGGGACGCGUUUUUGUUUCUCUCAGGCCCUAUCUGCUGCGAACUCCACCACUAUCUUGAACAGCGACCGCCGCCACAGACGGCCACAUCUGCCAGCGGCGGGGACGGCGGUAACAUUCUGCUGAGCGAAAAGGCAUCCGCGCGCAACAACACGCUGGGAGUGAUGAUCAAACGCGUCGCCCUGGUUCUGGGCCUGCUCGCCAUCAUGGCCGUCGUCACCAUGCCCGAGUACCCUCACAUGGGCGACGUGCAGCUCUACAGCACCAUCAAGUCCUUCGACCCCAGCAGCUGGAACAACCUCCCCAGCGUCGGCCGCCUCCCGGUCUGCGUCGCGUCGGUGGUCCUCGUCUUCUACGCGGGCCGGUCCCAGAUGUUCCGGAACAUCCUGUCGGCGCCCUUCCCUCAGUACCUCGGCGAGAACUCGUUCGGCAUCUACCUCAUGCACGUCACCCUGAUCAACAGCAUAGGCCGACCGUUGAUGCGGGCGCUUUCCAAGGUCCCCGUGCACCUCGGUCUCGGGAAAGUUGGAUGGUCAGGCCAGGUCGGCUCGUGGCUGGUUUUUUUCCUGUACGCUGCCAUCGCCAUCCCGACCCUGUUCUGGAUCAGCGAACUGGUCACGCGCCACGUCGACAAGAAGAGCGUGCAGUUGGCGAGGUGGCUCGAGCAAAAGUGUCUAAAGAAGAACGUGUGA